Odobenus rosmarus divergens (Pacific walrus) is the source of this 1310-nucleotide messenger RNA. RefSeq names its product ribosomal L24 domain containing 1 (gene RSL24D1). Gene Ontology annotation, molecular function: structural constituent of ribosome. Gene Ontology annotation, cellular component: nucleolus; ribosome. The record is from RefSeq and is a predicted model, not a curated record. The transcript has 6 exons. Lineage: Eukaryota; Metazoa; Chordata; Mammalia; Carnivora; Odobenidae. The coding region runs from base 118 to 609 and encodes 163 amino acids. Gene Ontology annotation, biological process: translation; ribosomal large subunit biogenesis.
CGAAGGACGUUCGCUUUUUCCGGGUCGGGUAUUGAAGAGAAUCACUUCCUGUGACGGAGCUACGUCACUUCCACUUAAGAUCGGCGUCUGGUCUGUGGGAACCCACGCGGUUUCAACAUGCGUAUCGAGAAGUGUUAUUUCUGUUCGGGCCCUAUUUACCCCGGCCACGGCAUGAUGUUUGUCCGCAACGAUUGCAAGGUGUUCAGAUUCUGUAAAUCCAAAUGUCAUAAAAACUUUAAAAAGAAGCGGAAUCCUCGCAAGGUCAGGUGGACUAAAGCAUUCCGUAAAGCAGCUGGUAAAGAGCUUACAGUGGAUAAUUCAUUUGAAUUUGAAAAACGUAGAAAUGAACCUGUCAAAUACCAGCGAGAGUUAUGGAAUAAAACUAUUGAUGCAAUGAAGAGAGUUGAAGAGAUCAAACAGAAGCGCCAAGCUAAAUUUAUAAUGAACAGAUUAAAGAAAAAUAAAGAAUUACAGAAAGUUCAGGACAUCAAAGAAGUCAAGCAAAACAUUCAUCUUAUCCGGGCCCCUCUUGCAGGCAAAGGAAAGCAGCUGGAAGAAAAAAUGGUGCAGAAAUUACAACAGGAUGUGGACAUGGAAGAUAUUUCUUAAAAAUCUCACUAACUUUAUAAGUGUAUUUGAAAAUCUCUUUAGGAGACUAAGAACUUCUGAAUUAUCAAUUUAUAUCUUAAGUAAGGUCACUCAAAUGAAAGGUAAUUAAAAAUGCAUCUCUCCUACAUUGCUCUCUGUAAAACAUUAUCCAUAUUAUGGAUGUUAGAUUGCAUCUCCAUCGUUAAACCUUCACUGAGAGUUUACAUUUAUGUAAGUCAUGCAAAUUCUCUUUGUAAAUACAGACUGAAGUGUGGACAUAAACCGGUCCUGCCAUUUGGAUAGUGGCACUAGGCAGAUUUAUGUGUGAACUAACAACAAAAAUUCAUGGCUAGCAAUAUGUAAAAUAAAUUUUCUUUGCGGUAAAAUAUUCCCUGUAUUAUUAUUAUAGAAAGGGGGCUUACAACAAAGAACUAAACCUGUAUGAUAAUUAGCUGCAAGUAAUCUUUUCAUUUGUUUUGGUUUCUUAGCGUCUUAGAAGAACAUAUUGGCCUCACAUAUUGAAACCUAAUUAAUUAUGUUGGACUGUUUUCACCUGCGCUGUUUUGAUAGGCAGCUCUUAAUGUUGGGGGUGAGAGCUGAAUAGUGUGCUCCUGAAAUGGCACUAUCAUAUACUUUCUACUUUGGAGAAUACUUAAUUCUGAGAUUCCUGAUUGAUAGAACCAGAUAUAUUUUUCCAGCAUAGCAAUGAUUUAGAAGCAAAG